This is a messenger RNA of Daldinia childiae, 1044 nucleotides long. Its product is annotated as Single-stranded TG1-3 DNA-binding protein. Gene Ontology annotation, cellular component: cytosol. The record is from RefSeq and is a predicted model, not a curated record. The transcript is spliced from 4 exons. Bases 1 to 1044 code for a protein of 347 amino acids. NCBI's taxonomy places the organism in Eukaryota, Fungi, Ascomycota, Sordariomycetes, Xylariales, Hypoxylaceae. Gene Ontology annotation, molecular function: mRNA binding.
AUGGCUACCACUGUGGAGAAAGUUGCUGACGCUGCCGUCAACGACGUUACCAAUGCUCUGAGCAAUACCUCUCUCGCUGGCAAGGACGAGAACAAGGAUGCCGUCCAUGCUAGUGCCGCCGAGGGUCGCCGAUUGUAUAUUGGCAACCUCGCAUAUGCGACAACUGAGGGGGAGUUGAAAGAAUUCUUCAAGGGUUACCUUGUUGAAUCCGUCUCGAUUCCGAAGAAUCCUCGUACCGACCGCCCCGUUGGCUAUGCCUUCGUGGAUCUCUCUACCCCCUCCGAGGCCGAUCGUGCCAUUGCUGAACUCUCCGGUAAGGAGAUUCUCGAGCGAAAGGUCUCCGUUCAACUUGCACGCACUCCCCAGCCGGCUGGCGAGAAGGCCGAGGGAGCUACCAACGGCGAGGCUGGUGCCGAAGGCUCUCGGCGCCGAUCCUCUGGUCGUGGCCGCGGUCGUGGCCGUGGCCGUGCUGGUCGCGCUGGUCGUGGCGGCCGAACUGAGGGUGGAAAGGACGAUGCCCCUACUGAGGCUGGCGCGAAUGCUACCACCGCUGCCGAUUCUGAGGUUUUGCCUUUGACCGACAUCACCAACAAGGCGGAUGCUGACAAAGACAAGUCUGCGAAGAAGGGCCCUGCUCGUGAGCGUCGUGAGCGCGGACCGCCUGCUGACGGCAUCCCCUCCAAGAACAAGGUUAUGGUCGCUAACCUACCCUAUGACCUAACCGAGGAGAAGCUUAAGGAACUCUUCAAUGAUUACCAGCCCUCCUCCGCCAAGAUUGCCCUUCGUCCUAUCCCGCGAUUCAUGAUCAAGAAGCUCCAGGCUCGCGGCGAGCCCCGCAAGGGUCGUGGUUUCGGCUUCGUCACCCUGGCUUCUGAAGAGCUUCAGCAGAAGGCUGUUGCCGAGAUGAACGGCAAGGAGAUCGAAGGUCGCGAGAUUGCCGUCAAGGUCGCUAUUGACAGCCCCGACAAGACGGACGAGGAGGCGAAUAUUCCUCAGGAGAACGAGGCCAAUGGCCAAGAGGCGGCCCCUGCUGCUACUGCUUAG